AUGAAAGUGAAUAGUACCGAUGCUGAUGCUGAUGGUGCUGGUGGUGAAGAGAGGAAAAUAGACAGAAGAGACUCGGCAUCGUCGCCAACUUAUACUACAAUCUUUCAUCUCAUUAUUUCAUGCGAUGUCACUUCGAUAAGCAGCCGCGGUGAUGCUUUCGGCAUCAACAAGGAGUGGGUCCAGAUUCAUCAUCGUGAGAUCUUGGCGGCGGAGGAUUACGAAUGCAAUGAAAAUUCGAUUUUAACUGUGUCGAUCACGGUUCUAUGCGCAGUUGCGCUGUUCCUAAAAUGGAUCCUUGUCCGCACAAUGGGGACCUUGUCCGCUCAAUGGGGCCGGCGUGCGCAGUCGUCCAGCCUCGAAGCUAAUGACAGGGGCCGCCCAUACCGUUACAACUACCGGACGGCCUCCCAACGAAUCACAGCUUCCAUAUAA
Hypoxylon fragiforme is the source of this 432-nucleotide messenger RNA. RefSeq lists its product as uncharacterized. Lineage: Eukaryota; Fungi; Ascomycota; Sordariomycetes; Xylariales; Hypoxylaceae. The transcript is spliced from 2 exons. The coding region runs from base 1 to 432 and encodes 143 amino acids. The record is from RefSeq and is a predicted model, not a curated record.